Molecule: messenger RNA, 632 nt
Organism: Meleagris gallopavo (turkey)
Lineage: Eukaryota; Metazoa; Chordata; Aves; Galliformes; Phasianidae
Source: RefSeq, a predicted model, not a curated record
AAGGAGCUGGGAGCCACUGAGUGCAUCAACCCUAAAGACUUCAAGAAGCCUAUCCAGCAGGUGCUCACCGAGAUGACCGGUCAUGGUGUGGACUACUCCUUUGAGGUCAUUGGGACUUCAGAUACCCUGAUUGCUGCCCUGGCCUCUUGCAAUAUGAGCACUGGAGUCUGUGUCUUGAUUGGAGUAACACCUGCUGGUUCAACAGUUCCUAUUGAUCCAUUCAUUCUACUAAGUGGGCGCACCUGUAAAGGGACUCUAGCUGGAGGCUGGAAAAUGAGAGACUCUAUCCCCAAAUUAAUUACCAGCUAUUUGGAGAAGAAAUUUAACUCUGACUUGCUGAUCACACACACGCUGCCAUUUGCUAAAAUCAACGAGGGAUUUGAAUUGCUACGUGCAGGCAAAAGCAUUCGCAGCGUGCUGCUCUUCUGAAGGAUGCGAUCGGGGCAGCACGAGUGCAGCACACAGCCCAGCAGAUGCCCUCCUGUGCGGGCCCUUCCCUCCCCCGUCGCCCUUCAUGGACUGCAAAGACAGAAGCACAAGGAACUUGUCAGCUGUGCUGCAGCUGCCAGCGCUCCUGCGCCCACCCUCUCCUGAGAAAACAGUUAUAUAAAUAAAGGCUGUCUCACAAACUC